Molecule: messenger RNA, 2837 nt
Organism: Solea solea (common sole)
Lineage: Eukaryota; Metazoa; Chordata; Actinopteri; Pleuronectiformes; Soleidae
Product: disintegrin and metalloproteinase domain-containing protein 10
Exons: 15
Coding region: 183-2228 (681 amino acids)
Biological process (GO): membrane protein ectodomain proteolysis; Notch signaling pathway
Cellular component (GO): plasma membrane
Molecular function (GO): metalloendopeptidase activity
Source: RefSeq, a predicted model, not a curated record
UCCCUGUGCCGAGUUCUGGCUUGAACUUCCAAAUUAGUCACAUACCAGUGUUUGACUACAGGUACAAGGCUGAAGGGUGAGGUAAAGAGAAAAGGUAUGAAAAAGAGAGGCAGAAGUGGAGAAAGGAGAAGAAAGCGAAAACUGUGACGGGUGAAGGGGAACAACACACCGAUGAGGACAUCAUGGGUGUUCAACUCCACUGGCUGCUGUUGUUGUUGGUCGUCUGCCGAAAACUGAUUGCAGACGCUGUGAGUGACAUCAGUCCGUACAUAAAGCAUCAUGAGGGCUUGUCAUAUGACAGGGGCGAUCUCCACAAGAUGCACUUGAGAGCCAGGAGAAGCACACAACCUGAGGAACAUACACUACAGCUGGACUUUCCUGCUUUUCACAAAACCUUUCGCCUCCGUUUGAAACGAAACGCAGAAGCCUUUUCCCAAGAUUUCAUGGUGGCGAGUGAGAAUGGUUCAUCGUCGGCUGACCUUUCCCACAUAUAUUCAGGAACACUAGAAGGUGAACAUGGUUCAGUGUGCCAUGGCUCUGUGUUACAGGGUCAGUUUGAGGGAACCAUCCACACUGACGACGGGACUUAUCACAUAGAGCCAGUUCACAGAUACACCAGCAACCACACAGACCACCACUCUAUAAUCUACCACGAGGAUCACAUGGUCCUGCCACCCAUGGGAUCAAACUCCAAUGGAUUCUGCGGUGCAGAGCAUCUAAGGGUCCUUGCUCAGAGCCUCAGACCCAGUGACGAGGCUCCAGCGAGCCGGUCCAGGAGAACAGUUGAUGAGUCAAAGACCAGCUGCCUGCUUCACCUCCAUGUUGACCAUCUCUACUACAAGAAGUUCAAGUCAGUGGAAGCUGUUGUGGCUCAGGUCGCCUCGUAUAUGCAAGCUGUGAAUGAUAUUUUCGACAAGGUGGACUUUAAUGGAAUCAAGCUCAUCAACUUCAAAGUCAAAUCCCUAACUGUAAUAACUGAAGAAGAUACUAAGGAUCCGCUCUCUCCUCUGUACAUCGGGCCUGAGAAACUCUUGAGUUUGUACUCUGAGAAUAACUGGGGCAACUUCUGUCUGUCCUAUCUGCUGACUAACAGAGACUACAGUGGAGUGCUGGGACUCGCCUGGGAGGGCAAGGUUGGUAACUGGGGAGGAAUAUGUUCAAAAUACACCACACUCCGUAACGGCCGGAUGUCCACCCUGAACACUGGUCUGGUCACGGUUCAGAAUUAUGGACAGGUCCUGCCUCCUCGUCUUGUCCAGCUCACCUUUGCUCAUGAACUCGGCCACAGCCUGGGAGCUCCGCACGACGAGGGCUCUAACUGUGGGGAUCUUGGUUCCGCUGGUGGUAAAGGCAAGUACCUGAUGUUCCCUCAGGCUACAGAUGGGGUGCGUGAAAACAACGACAAAUUCUCCCACUGCAGCAUCAAACACAUCAGCAAGACCCUCGGGCUAAAGAAAGACGACUGCUUUGUGGUCAGUGAUCAGCCCAUCUGUGGAAACCACAUUGUGGAGGGAGAUGAAGAAUGUGAUGUUGGACACGACGACACAGACCACUGCUGCUACAGCGCUAUAGAACCUGUCGGAGUUCAGUGUCACCUCAAGCCUGGCAAACACUGCAGUCCGAGUCAGGGCCUGUGCUGUGGUCAGGACUGUGGCUUUAAGUCGGCCGAUCAGACGUGUGAUGAGGAGACAGACUGUUUGAGAGAGAGUGUGUGUUCAGGCCUUUCCCCGCUCUGCCCUGAACCAGAGGCCAAGGAAAACCUGACCGUCUGCAGCGAGGGCACGCGUGUCUGCUUGAAUGGGGAGUGUGCAGAGUCUGUGUGCGUGAAGCACCACCUGCAGCAAUGCGACUGUCCAGGAGACUCUAUGAGGGAGAAGUGCCACAUGUGCUGCCAGCAGCCUGAUAAGCCUGAGACAUGUGCCAGCACCACGUCCUCCGUGCUUUCUCGCCACUUUCAGAAGAAAACGUUGCCAUUGGUCGGCGGUGCACCCUGCUUUGGAAACCAAGGUUACUGCGAUAAGUUCCACGUGUGUCGCAUGCUGGAUGCCGAUGGCCCCAUCGCAAGACUGAAAAACUCCUUUCUCCAUUUGGACGACUUUGAAGACGUGGGAGAGUGGAUGAAGGCUCAUUGGUGGGCCAUCCUGCUGGCCAUCCUGACUCUGUCUGGAGUGAUGGGCUGCACUGUCUGCCUCUGCAGUCAGACCCUUAACACCAGGGACCUCGAGUAACCUCUGACCUUCGAUCCCUUUUUCCCUGGGAAUACAACUAUCUAAGUACAUUGAGAAUAAUUUAUCAGAGACGGAGAAGUGUCAAAGCAAACACAGGAGAAUCCUGUUUAAAAAUGUUGCCUGCAGCUGACAAAGACUGGUGAGACUGUCCCUUUUUUCUGACCUUGUAUCGUUUCAGCUUUGUUUGAAGUUGAGUUUCAGCCACUUUUCUAUCCUAGUGAUACUACAGUAUAACCUUAAGUGUUCUCACGGGAAGGUACAGGGUCUUUUGGCCUUUUUGGUCAUGGGCUUUUAUGUUUGAACAGGGGUAAAAUGCAUUCAUGUUUAAUGUAAUAGAGCAACAAUUUGCACGUUUAUUAUCUCAACAAGUAUUUGUGGUAGUGCAACACGCAAGGAGGACCAAGCAGGUGGGGUAAGAGAAGAAACAUACAUGGACUAAAUGAUGAAAAGGUACCUACAGUUAGCAGAGCACUGAGAUAAAGGCAGAUAUGGAUUUUUCCUUUUACUUAAAGGUGCAAAAUGCAAAACUGACUUCCCAUGAUUCAUCAGACAGAAGUUAUCAGACUAGCUCCUUUGUUGUUAACCCUAGCACUGGUAAUUACAUGCAUU